Rotaria sordida is the source of this 1827-nucleotide messenger RNA. The record is from the annotation of a GenBank genome assembly. Lineage: Eukaryota; Metazoa; Rotifera; Eurotatoria; Philodinida; Philodinidae.
AUGAAUACUGCCGAAUUUGAUUAUGACACAUUUCUUGAUGGUUUAGAAAGUGUUGAUAGACUUUCUAAUAAUACAAUAUCACCAAGAACAACAUCAUCAACUGAAAAUGAUUCCGAUUAUGGAAUAGCACAUACACCUAUGCUGUCUACUGGAUUAGAUAAUACAGUUAUUAAUCUUGAUGAUCUUGAUAUAUUUCCAUUAAACAUGGAAAGUCCAUUAUCAGAUGAUCAAAAUGGUGAAUUCAAUCAUUUCUCAGCUCUAUUUGAUGAAACAAAUCCAUUAAUGUCUCCUGAUAAUUCAACUUUUGAAAAUUUAUUUUCUAAUUUUGAUUUACCAGUAGAGCAAAAUCAAGAAAAAUUACAACAAACGCCAUCAUCUCAAUUACCAAUUAUUUUACCAAAACUAUCUGAUAUUCCUCCAAUUCAAAAUUGUAUUAAACUUCAAUCAUAUACAAAUACAACAUCUACUGGACCAAAAUUUAUUAAACUUGAACCAAAUAAUCCAAAUAUAAGAAUAAUAAAUCCAUCAAGAUCAAUUUCAUUUGCUAAUCUACCAGUUAUCAAAAUGCCUUUAGCAACAAAUGAUUUAUUAGUUAAACAAAAUGAUAGAAUAACAACUCCACCAAUAAAACGACGUCGUUCGGAUAGUCCAACAAAUAAUGAUAAUAUAUAUCAAAAAUCAACAUUGACACUUGAUCAACUUAAACUUCAAUAUCGAAAUAUGACUGAAGAAGCUUUGAAAAAACAUCUUCGAAUGAUUAAAAAUCGAGAAUCAGCAUCACUUUCACGUAAACGACGAAAAGACUUAAUGGAAAAUCUUGAUGUUCAAGUUAAACAAUUAAAAGAUGAAAAUGAAGAAUUAAAAAGACAAAAUUCAAAAUUAUUAACUCGUAUUCAUACAUUAGAAAUGGAGAAUGAAAUUUUAAAAAAAUAUAAAAUUCCAAAUAGUCCAAUAACAACACGAACACAAAAACCUCUUAUACUUAUGGGUAUUCUUCUAUUAGUUGUUUUUAAUGUAUUUACAUUAAAAUCUCUUUCACCUAUUUCAAAUCAAUCAUCAAAUCCUCUUGAUUUAUAUAAUAACGAAGGAGCAAUUGUUCCUAGUCGAACAAUUCUUAGUCAUCAUCGUACUAAUAAUGAUAAAUCCUAUAUAAACAGUAAUGAACAUGAUUAUGGACCAGAUGGAACUCAAAAUUAUAAUGAUUAUCCAUCAGUUAUACCAAAUUAUCCUUAUAUACAAUGUGUUGCUUAUAUUAAUAAAACACAUUCACAAAGAAUUAAUCGAGAUCUUCAUUCUUGGGUUCAAGAUCAUAAUGAAAAAAGUGCAAAGAGUGAAUCAGUAAUAAUACCUGAUCCAAAAUCUCUUAGUUUGCCAUCAAAUGAAAUUGUUCGAAGUAAAAGUGAUUCAUCAAUUGAACCUUUACAACAUAUUUCACGAAAAGUUGCACGAGAAACAAAAUAUCAAUCGGAAAGUAAAGGUCAUAUUCAGCCAUAUAAAACGUAUGAAGCUAAUUAUGAUGAUUUUAUUGAAACACUCGAUAGAAAAAAUGAUACACUUUAUUUUGUAUCAUUUAAACGAGAUCAUCUUAUAAUUCCGGCAAAAGUACAAAAUCAAACUCAACGACCAAAAAUGUCUCUUAUAUUACCAGCAUCAAUGGCUAAUUUAAAUAAAUCAUUAAAUGUACCAAAAAAUCAUGUUCCAAUGAUAAAAAUUGAUUGUGAAGUUGAAGAUACAAAACUUGUUUUUGUUAAACAUAAUCAUAUACCAUCAUCAUAUCGAAACGAUUUAUUUCAAUAUUAUUCAUCGACAUCACAAUCUUCAUUAUAA